UAAUUGAGUUGCUCUGGUCUAGCGUUUAGGGUGUUUUUGUCAUGUUUCGUAGAAGAAACUUGGCGGUUUAAAUGUUUUUACUGGAUUUUAAGCGAAGGGUUAAAUAUAGUCAAACCUGUAAUAGUUACGAAAGAAACGGUCGCUGUUAGCUAACCAAAUAAAAUCAUGCUGCUUCGUAAGGUGAGCCAGACGUCCGCUGUGUGCGGAUCGAUUCUCAGGAAUCCUGCCGUGCUUUCAGGAAGUCCGCGUCAAGCUGCGAUGGUACUCUCUGUACCAAACAGUCGGCUCUACGCCAGUCAAGCUGCUCAGGCCGUGUUGGAGAAGCCUGCAGUGGUUGGCAGUGAUGCUGCAUCUAAAGUGGAAAAGAAGACUGUUGCUGCUGAAUCCAAAUCCUUUGCUGUUAACAUGUUCAAAGGGCAGAUCACAACAGCUCAGGUGUUUCCCUUCCCUAAAGCCCUGAACGAGGAGCAGGAGCAGUUCCUCCAGGAGCUUGUGGGCCCAGUCAGCAAGUUUUUUGAGGAGGUGAACGAUCCGGCCAAGAACGACGCCCUGGAGAAGGUGGAGGACCACACCAUGGAGGGUCUGAAGGAGAUGGGGGCCUUCGGCCUGCAGGUUCCAGCUGACCUGGGUGGCCUUGGCCUCUCAAACACCCAGUACGCUCGCCUGGUUGAGAUUGUUGGCGGUCACGAUUUGGGAGUUGGCAUCACUCUGGGAGCUCACCAGUCGAUCGGCUUUAAGGGAAUUCUGCUGUUUGGGAACAAAGCCCAGAAGGAGAAGUACCUGCCCAAACUCGCCACAGGCGAACACAUCGCCGCCUUCUGCCUGACCGAACCAGCCAGCGGCUCUGACGCCGCCUCCAUCAAGACCACCGCUGUUCUUUCCCCCUGCGGAAAGUACUACACUAUGAACGGCAGCAAGAUAUGGAUCAGCAAUGGAGGUUUGGCUGAGAUUUUCACCGUAUUUGCCAAGACUCCCAUGAAAGAUCCCAAAACAGGAGAGAUGAAGGACAAGAUCACAGCUUUCGUUGUGGAGAGGAGCUUUGGAGGUGUCACAAACGGCCCGCCGGAGAAGAAAAUGGGCAUCAAGGCGUCCAACACGGCCGAGGUUUACUUUGAGGACGUUCGCGUGCCGGCCGACUGCGUUCUGGGCGAGGUGGGCGGAGGCUUCAAGGUGGCUAUGAACAUCCUGAACAACGGCCGCUUCGGGAUGGCGGCCGCCCUCUCGGGCACCAUGAGGGGCGUCAUGGCCAAAGCUAUCGAUCAUGCAGCCAACAGAACCCAGUUUGGGAACAAGAUCCACACCUAUGGAGCCAUCCAGGAAAAGGUGGCCCGCAUGACCAUGCUGCAGUAUGUGACAGAGUCGAUGGCCUACAUGAUCAGCGGUAACAUGGACAGUGGAGCCACAGACUUCCAGAUAGAAGCUGCCAUCAGCAAGAUCUUCGCCUCUGAAGCGGCGUGGACUGUGACUGAUGAGUGCAUUCAGGUCAUGGGGGGUAUGGGUUUCAUGAAGGACUCGGGAGUGGAGCGGGUGAUGAGGGAUCUAAGAAUCUUCCGAAUCUUUGAGGGUACCAACGACAUCCUGAGGCUCUUCGUAGCUCUCAAUGGCUUCCAGAAUGCUGGGAACCACCUGAAGAGCUUGCAGAAGGCCUUGAAGAACCCCAUUGGCAAUGCCGGGCUCCUCGCAGGGGAGAUCACAAAGAGAGCCAAAAGAACGGCAGGUCUGAGCACAGGUCUCACUCUGCAGGGAAGCAUCCAUCCUGAGCUGUCACAAAGUGGUGACCUGGCAGUGAAAGCCAUCGAGCAGUUUGGAGCCGUCAACGAGGAGCUGUUGGUCAAACAUGGCAAGAAGAUCAUCGACGAGCAGUUUGUUUUGAAGAGAGUCGCGGACUGCGCCAUCGACCUCUACGCCAUGGUGGUCGUCCUGUCCAGGGCUUCCCGCUCUCUGAGUCAGAGCCAUGCUUCAGCUCAGCAUGAGAAGAUGCUGUGUGACACCUGGUGUUUGGAGGCUCAUCACAGGGUCAUGCAGGACAUUAAGCUCCUGCGCUCCGGUCAGUCCAAGCAGCUCUUCAACAACAUGAGGUCCAUCUCUGCUGCUGUGGUGGAGAACGGAGGCGUGGUGUCUCCACACCCGCUGGGUUUCUAAACCACUGUCCACCUUUAUCUCUGUAUUUUUUUAGGGUUUCUUUUUUCCCCACUCUAAAUCCGGUCGUGAAUGCCAAGCCCAGCCAGAAUCCACCCACUAUGUCUGCUCAGUCACAUCAUGGCACUCUUGUCAAACAUGUACGAUGAAGCCUCGAAAAUCCUACACUCGAGCGUGACCUUCAAUUCUCUUCCUCUUUGAGUGGGAGUACGACUCUUGUACAAAUAAAGGUGUUUAGGUGGUUAAAGACAUAUUCGGUCCUGGUGCUUGUGUCUGAUGCAGCAGAUGGUUGAAUAUGUGCAGGGAGCUUGUAAAUAGACCAGCAGCUUUGUACCUACAUGACUGUAGCUGACGGGUUAAUAACUUACUGCUAAAAUGUUAAUAUAUGCAGUUAUUGUUCUUUAACAUAAACACAACACAAUCGGUGAAACUCAGUUGGUAACUAGGUUAAAAGGAAGGCUAUUUGUGUUUAGCCUGUGCACUAAAGGGCAUAUUUUAACUUUUCGUUUUUUUUUUUACUGGUACACUUGCCUAAAUUGUGUUUAAAUGUAUUUAACAAUGCGCUCUGUAAGUACUUGAAUGCCUUUCUGCAUGUUGAGCUCUUAUAAACACAAUGUCAGAUUGAAACCUUUGCCUUAGAAACGUUUGCACCGAUGCUGAUUGAAGUUCCCGCUGUGCUGAUGUGACUCAAAACAGAUCAACACAACAGUCAGUUCUCAAAGGCAAAUGUAAAUGUCCUCAACUGUUAAUGUAGGAAAUCUACUGUCAUCUGCAUAUCUAAUUUUAAGAUAAAAGUGUGUACUUUUCAUUUGUGCAACUUUUGGGGUAUCAUUUGUGUAAUUAUAUGGUAAUAUUUAAAUAUAAAUACUUAAGCUAUUAGAUAUGAUCCCAAUGGUUGAAGGGAUUCACAUGACCAUUGUGUAAUGUACCAUUCAGAUUAAAUAAUUUGGUUCUAUAAAUGUGUUUAUUGCAUUAACACAGUGGACCUCAGUGUAUUUGUAAUGCAUUACAUUUGCCAUUAAAUCUGCCUUGGGCUUUGACUUUA
Girardinichthys multiradiatus is the source of this 3184-nucleotide messenger RNA. RefSeq names its product acyl-CoA dehydrogenase very long chain (gene acadvl). Bases 166 to 2142 code for a protein of 658 amino acids. Gene Ontology annotation, molecular function: flavin adenine dinucleotide binding; very-long-chain fatty acyl-CoA dehydrogenase activity; fatty-acyl-CoA binding. Lineage: Eukaryota; Metazoa; Chordata; Actinopteri; Cyprinodontiformes; Goodeidae. The record is from RefSeq and is a predicted model, not a curated record. The transcript has 21 exons.